Molecule: messenger RNA, 1269 nt
Organism: Gadus macrocephalus (Pacific cod)
Lineage: Eukaryota; Metazoa; Chordata; Actinopteri; Gadiformes; Gadidae
Product: E3 ubiquitin-protein ligase TRIM21-like
Exons: 6
Coding region: 91-1254 (387 amino acids)
Biological process (GO): axon guidance; cell-cell adhesion
Cellular component (GO): axon; plasma membrane
Molecular function (GO): protein binding
Source: RefSeq, a predicted model, not a curated record
CCUGAGAGCAGACGUAUUGGAAGCUGUCAGGGAGGAACCCUGGUAACCAUUUCUGAACCGGACCCUGGACUCUCUGAGGAACCUGAGGACAUGUCUUUGGACCGAGAGGAGACCAGGAAGAGUAGAUUUGCUGGUAGAGCAAAGAAGAAGGCUAAGUUCAGACGCCGUGGAAGCCGUCAGAGAGUAACAAUGGUCACCAUCUCUGAACCGGACCCUGGACUCUCUGAGGAACCUGAGGACACGUCUUUGGACCGGGAGGAGACCAGGAAGAGAAGAUUUGCUCUAUGGUUUCACAUCACUGUCAUUGUGAGCAUCGGACUGCUGAGUAUUCUCCUCAUCUCCCUGCGCUUCAACUCACCGUCACCCUGGAUAGAGGGGAGAGAGCACUUACUGGAUGAACUCGGUUCAGUGAUGCCCACGGAGGAGGAGGAGGCCCCCAGCAUCACAGAGUUCCACUCCUCUACCCACGUUUUGCCCGUGGGCCAAACGGCCCGCUACACCUGCCACGCCGGCGGCACGCCGGAGCCCACAGUAGAGUGGCUCCACAACGGCAGGUCCCUGGAGAGGGACGGCACAGACGACCAAUCAGAGGCCUGGGUGGAGAGGGGCUUCCUCUUCGUCAGAGGUGGGAGGUAUGGCGUGAACACGGUCUGCUGCAUGGCGAGCAACAGCGCUGGCACGGCCAAUCACAGCGCUAAGCUGCUUGUCUUUGAUGCCUGUGACCUCACACUGGACCCCAACACGGCCAACAGAGGACUCUCUCUGUCUGAGGACAACAGGAUGGUGACGCUGGUUGGAGGGGACCAGUCGUAUCCGGAUCACCCAGAGAGAUUUGACCCCUGGCCCCAGGUGUUGGGUAGAGAGGCUCUGACUGGCCGCUGUUACUGGGAGGUAGAGUGGGAAGGAGGUGUUUAUAUAGGAGUGGCAUACAGAGGAAUCACAAGGAGAGGACGGGGUGAUGACAGCAGGCUUGGACGGAACAACAAGUCCUGGAGUCUUUAUUGUAUUGAUGAUGGUCGUUACUCUGCCCUGUACAACGGUAUACAGACAGCCCUCCCUCUCCGCCCCGCUGGCUCCACCAGAGUAGGAGUGUAUCUGGACCGGCCUGCUGGCUCUCUGUCCUUCUACAGAGUGUCCCCAGGUGGAGGAGGGUCCUCAGACACACUGACACACCUCCACACCUUCUGGUCCUCCUUCACCCAGGAACCCAGUGGGGUCCUCAGCCUCUCUGUGUCGGAUGUAGAAGAAAAAUAAACGGGCUCUCAGUCC